AUGGCACCAAAAAGAAGCAUCAUUAUUACAGGCGGUGCCUCGGGAAUUGGCCUUGGUAUAACCCAGCACUUCAUCACAGAGCCAGAGACACACAUAACGAUUCUGGAUAUAAGUUCCGCAGCUGGCACGCAGACACUCGAGAGACUACACGCGGAGUUCCCAUUGGCAAGUGUUUCAUUUGAGCAGUGCGAUGUCUCCUCCUGGGAGAGCCAAGCGGAGGUUUUCAACAGGGUUGUCGAUCAACAAGGCCGGAUAGAUAUUGUCUUCGCCAAUGCUGGUAUAACAGAGAAGGGAACAUUACUACCGGAGAAAGAUGGAGACAAAACCAAAGACCCCGUGAAGCCAGAUCUCUCUACUUUGAAUGUGAAUCUCGUCGGUGUUGUAUAUUCAAUCAAGCUCGCGACACAUUAUAUGUCCUACACCUCCGACACGGCAAGCACAUCCAAGGGGUUGAUCGUCUGUACAGCUUCAAAUGCUGGCUUAUAUCCAUUCGCAAUGGCGCCGAUGUACGCAGCAACAAAAGCCGGUGUCAUCGGGCUUGUCAGAUCUCUUGCACCAUCGCUGGCAGUGGAGAGAAUUCAGAUCAACGCGCUGGCACCUGCUGUGAUUCAGACGAACAUUGCACCAAGUAGUGCCUUGUUUGAUUCCAUGAUCUUGACACCAAUGUCGACGGUCACGAAAGGCGUUGCGCAGUUUGUAGCUGACCCAUCACUGACGGGCCAGGUGGCUGAAUUACAUGGCGAACAUGUUACUUUUGCGGAGCCACCGGCGUAUGUGGAUGAGGAUACUGGGAAGAAUAUUGCUAUGUUUUCUAGUCUAGGGUACGCAUGA
Penicillium nucicola is the source of this 831-nucleotide messenger RNA. Its product is annotated as putative short chain dehydrogenase/reductase. The record is from RefSeq and is a predicted model, not a curated record. Gene Ontology annotation, molecular function: oxidoreductase activity, acting on the CH-OH group of donors, NAD or NADP as acceptor. Lineage: Eukaryota; Fungi; Ascomycota; Eurotiomycetes; Eurotiales; Aspergillaceae. Gene Ontology annotation, cellular component: cytoplasm. The coding region runs from base 1 to 831 and encodes 276 amino acids. The transcript has 4 exons.